Molecule: messenger RNA, 1667 nt
Organism: Alternaria rosae
Lineage: Eukaryota; Fungi; Ascomycota; Dothideomycetes; Pleosporales; Pleosporaceae
Exons: 2
Coding region: 431-1270 (279 amino acids)
Biological process (GO): membrane organization; endoplasmic reticulum tubular network organization
Cellular component (GO): membrane; endoplasmic reticulum
Source: RefSeq, a predicted model, not a curated record
CCAGAAUUGCAGCUUGCCAUGUCGUCACCCCCCAAACGCCCGAAUUCUGGUUUACUGCCGCCCGCUCUCCUACCUCUCUAGGAACACACAACCACCGUUACUCUGCUCUCACUCCCCUGCGUAUCUACUCUUCGCAAGCACUGAGCACCGUCACUGAGGUCCCGGACCCGAUAUCUGCAUCGGUAAGUCGACCCCGCCUAUCAGGCACGGCGAACAUCACGAGCGGGCCCGAACGCUGGGCAGUUCCAUCAGUUCCAGUACCCAGCCACCGCUGUGGACACAUUGCACCUCCACUUCCUUCCACGGGCAGCAGAUCAUUGCUGUCAUUUAUCCCUCUCUACAUUGGGAGCUGCUGUUAUCUUUCCGACCUUUACUGACGUCUCAAGCUACCCAUUACGUAGCCCACACGACAGUACCCAAAAUACACACAAUGGCCCCUCCACCGCCCGCUUCUAUGCCUCUGGGCCAGCGCCUUGCUGCCCUCGCCCAGACUCUGCAGUUUGCUUGGUUCGCCGGACACGUUACGCUGCUGCUCGCUACCCUGCGAUACAGCUUGUCGUACAUCACCUUCAACUACUACUCGCGAUGGGCGUCCUUCUCCUACCGCACCGCCUUCCUGUCGGCAUGCGUCACAUACGGCAUCGUGGUCUACAAGGCCUACCGUGCCCGCAUGAGGGCAGGAAAGCAGGGUGGUGUCGUCGCUCUCGCUACCGAUGAGAACGUCCAAUACUUGAUCAUGGCCCUUGUGUGGCUCUUCUCCCGCCAGAUCCCCCUUGCCAUACUCCCCUUCUCCGUAUACUCCGUCUUCCACGUCGCUACCUACGUGCGCUCCAACCUUCUGCCUACCAUCCAGCCCCCACCUGCGGCUCAGGCCGGCGCCAAGCCGCAAGGUUCCGCUGCCUCCGAGGCUAUUGGCAAGUUCGUCAAGGAGUACUACGAUGGCUCCAUGACUCUUGUCGCCCUUCUCGAGAUCUUCCUGUGGUUCCGCGUCCUCGGCUCUGCCAUGCUCUUCCAGAAGGGCUCAUGGAUCCUCCUCGCUGUCUACACCGUCUUCUUCCGCGCUCGCGUUGCGCAGAGCAGCUUCGUCCAGGAGGCUAUCAACCAGCUCACUGCCCGCAUUGACGCUCAGCUUGCCAACCAGAGCACUCCUCCCGCUGCGAAGCAGGGUUGGGGAACCUUCAAGAACAUCGUUCGCCAGGCUGCUGAUGCCACCGACAUCCGCAGGUACGUUGGUGGUCAGCCCGGAGCUGCCCCCAAGAAGGCCCAGUAAGCGUUUCGCUCUGUUUGCAACGAUGUGCCUGCCUCCAAUAGCGCACGACAAUACACGUGUUGGAGGAUCAUGGUGCGAAUCUUGACGACGGUACGGCAGUCAUGACGAAGAAGACAAUAGACAUAUUUGCGUCGCUUGUGGACGAUUGAUGGAAGGAAAAGUGCUUGAGUUGGAAUCUGGUCGUUUAACGAUAUCCCAAAUGUGCGAGGCUGAUUCAGUCUAGAGUGGAUGGUAGGAUGGUAGAACGGUAGGAUAGUAGUAUGAGUUGGAAGAUUAGGUGGUCGUGGUAGUUUGAUUGGUAGGAAGGGUUGACUACUCCUUGUAUCUGGAGAAGCGUGGUGUUUUUGGUCGGUUAUCAUAUUCGCUAUUGCAGUACAAAUCAAUGCUCGUUAUCGUU